Molecule: messenger RNA, 2568 nt
Organism: Sungouiella intermedia
Lineage: Eukaryota; Fungi; Ascomycota; Pichiomycetes; Serinales; Metschnikowiaceae
Source: the annotation of a GenBank genome assembly
AUGGCAGACGGGACGCCAGACUCACCUGGCAUUAGGGCUCCGGAGUCAUCCACUGAGCUAUCGAACGCCAGCGACAACUCCAGCAUUGACGACGCGAAUGACCUAAAUCUAGACUUAAAGAGCAAGUCGCCUCGACGUGUAAAGGUCUACUUACUUCGAGGAGAGGACUGGUUAGACAACGGCACUGGCUACUGUAUGGGCCAGGUUGACAGCAAGCUGAAAAAGCCAUAUUUCAUAGUCAGAAACGAGCUCGACUCAGACGACAUCAUUCUCAAAUCGUUUUUGGAGGGCUCUAUCCAAUAUCAGCGCCAGCAAGAGACACUUAUAGUUUGGACGGACUUGUCAGGGAAAGACUUGGCCCUUUCGUUCCAGGAGAACGAAGGAUGCGCCGACCUUUGUGAUUUUAUUGUCAAAGUACAGCAGCAAAGUCUCAGCCCGAUGAUUUCGCUCUACUACGUCUUAUCUACCAUGCAAGAAACGAAUGGAGAUGGCCCUCGGGAAAUAACAGAGUUGGUGACGGGGCCCAUCACGUAUCCUCCAACUAAGCCCUCAAAGAGGUGUUUGGAUGAUGUGUUGGACAUCAUCAAUCAGGGAUCAAAUUCGCAGUAUACGCGUUCACACAUUGUCCGAUUCUUAGUCGAAGAAAACUAUCUACAGAGUCUUUUCGAGAUAUUUCGCAAAGCAGAGGACGAGAGAGACCUUCCCACGUUACACCAGUUGAGUGAUAUCGUCAAAAUACUCUUGGUGUAUAAUGAGCCCACUUUCUUAGACGAGUUGCUAGUUUCGGAGCAGAACGUUCUAGGAUUUGUGGGCAUUCUCGAGUAUGAUCGAGAUUAUCCGAAAUUCAAGGCCUGUCACCGCGAGUAUUUACUUGAUGAGUCGAAAUUCAAGUCAGUGAUGGAUAUCCCGCUCCCCCCACAAGCAGCUAACUCCGAGAUGAGCAUAUUCAGGCGGGAUUUCAUCUUGAAUUACUUGAAGAAUGUCGUUCUUGCUCGCAACUUGGAUGAUCAAACGCUAAAUACGCUUUCAUCCAUGAUCUAUAACAACCAGAUGGAUAUCAUCAGUUUUCUCAAAGAUUCCAAAGCCAAUGGUGAUUUGCUCACGCGAUUAUUUGCGCUUUAUGACCUGAACGACGACGAAAAUCUACUUCAAAGAAAAAGAGAUGGAAUAAAGAUGCUUCAUCAAUACGUGUUAGUUACAAAGGGGCAUCAAGCAAGCCUGCGACCAGACUUUUAUUCUGCGUUAGUAGAUUCGGGCUUAUUCAAAAUGGUCAAGUUUGCUUUAAGAGAUACAGAUAGUAAUAUUCGUGUCGUGGGAACGGAGCUUCUUGUGACGAUAAUCGAGCAAGAUGUCUCUCUUGUUAACUCACCAACCAUUGAAGAGCAUGUGGACGAACUUGAUCCACCAGUACAUGAACAUAGAAUGGAAGAUUCAGACGACGCCAACCAUGACAAUUCUGAGCCUUUGGGUAUUAACUUGGAAAGUGAAAUGUCGUUGACCCUUGUUUUGGGCCAAUUGUUGCUUGAAGACAAGAACCCUGGACUAAAAAUUCAAGCCUACGAGGCGAUAAAGACUCUACUUACUUCAGCGAGUGCAUCUGAGAGUUGCAAUGACAUGGUAGAUGAUACAGAACAAAAGUCGCGGGAGCUGAGCGCAUCCAGUCACUCAAGACGACACUUUGUUGCAUUUUAUGAGCAGGUUGCCCCUGUUCUUUUCCGAGAUUUUAUUGAUUUAGCCAGUGAGGAUGAACAAAAAUGCGCCGAAGCAGAAGAAAAGACUAGGAACGAUCCGAUUCUUUACCAACAUUUAUGUGAUCUCAUUUCUUUCUGCUGCCGAGAACAUGAGCCGUCCAUAUGCCGCCCAUUUUUCUUCAAUAAUAAUAUUUUGAAAGGUAUUCUUAGGAUCUUACGAACCAAACUGAAGAUCACAUUGAAAUUGGGGGUGAUGAGAUGUUUCAAGAGCAUCAUACUACUCAAUGACUAUCCGUUCUGUCGCCAUAUUAUUGAUAACAAUCUUUUCAAAGACUACUUUGAGUUUUUUGGAAUGGUUGCAAAUGAAAAUAGUCUUGCCAACUCGCUGUGCCUCGACCUCUUGGAGAUCAUCAUCAGGCGCAGUAUAGGAAAGAACUUUCGCCAGUUGGCCAUGCAUAUCUACAACGAUUACAAAACAUUUUUGGAGACCCAGAUUGAUUACGUUUCCACAGGAAGAGAUUUGAUGUUAACUGUGGAGAGCCAUGUGCAACUGCUCAAUGAUCCAACCGCGACCAGCGUUGAUGCCGAGCCGGAGAACUACACGGACAACCCCUCAUCGCCAAUACGCAAGGGUGAAGAAGAAGACGAAGAAGAAGUUCAAGAAAAUGGCAAUCACAAUAAUAUGUUCGAAAAUAUCCAGAAGGAAAUUUCCGGCACUAAGAGAGGUAAUGAGGAGAGGGAGGAUGGCGAGGUUUUCGGAGGUUCGGAAGAAAACUCCGAAGCAAACGGUACUUCAAGAAAACGAGUGAGCAUUUCUAUUCCCGAGGACCAGCUGCUUGACCAGAAUCGAACACUGAACCAAAGUGUGACCACUUAG